GCGAAAUUUGAGAUUUUGACGAGGUCGUAGGUGGGAUUCCGUCCGUUAAUCCUGUAUGUAAAUCGCAGCCAAUAGAUGCUGUUGUUGAGCGGGGCUGGGAUUAGCAGGAGGCGAAUGAGUUUCAAUUUUACUGGAUUACAGAACAAAGAAAGGGGAAAGGGACACCCUGCUCUGUUAAAGCAAAGAAAUAAGAAAUAAACUCAAGGGCAAGAGAGGCAGAUUACAGACACAGAGACAAACCCACGGUGCAAUGUUUGGGAUUACGACCAUUUAGCGGAUGGUUCGGAUUGGAUUUGCGAUCCUCUCUGAUGGAUUAAAACGGGGAAUAAACCUAUUCCGGGAUUGACGGCUGCAACAAGGGCAUUAAUCGUUAAAUUAAGAAGCAUGGCUCAGAUGAGGAAGCUGGCAUGCGAUGGCCUCAGGACAAACUCCCGGAGUGAAUCUCACGUUCCGCUGGUGUCGGCCAGGCAGGAGAUCCUCACCAGCCUGGUGUCAGCCCUCGACUCGGUGUGCAUGGCGAUGUCGAAGCUCAACGCCGAGGUGGCGUGUGUCACCGUACAUGAGGACAGUGUGAUUGCCGUCGGUACAGAAAAGGGCAGAGUGUUCCUAAACUCCAGGAGGGAAAUCCAAACAGACUUCUACAAGUUCUGUCGGGCGUCGUGUCUGCAGGCGCUGACGGCAGCGAGUGCACAUACCAAAGACCAGGAAGGCGAUCACAGCAAAGUGAGUCAAGACGGUGAACACGGCAAACUGCAAGCACCAUCAGAUGUCCAAUCCAAUAUCUUUGUCCUGAGGAAGAUGGUGGAAGAAGUCUUCACUGUACUUUACAGUGAGGCUUUGGGAAAGAGCAGUCUGGUCCCGGUGCCUUACGAGUGGAUCCAGAAGGACCCCGGCUGUGUGGUGGCCCACGGCCUCCCUGAGGGCGUCGCCCUGAAGAAGCCCUCUGAAUAUGACACCAAGACGCUGAUGAAGAUUCUGGAGCAAAGUCACCGCAUCCAGUUCUCAGUUAAAAGGCCAGCAGAAGAUUUGGCAAGAGAAGCAAAGUCCGGUGCAGACGUCAAUCACAGCUCUUCCACUGCAGUCAUAACGCCGAGCAGCCACGUCCCUGGGAAGACCACCACCCAGGCUGUCACGUCUUCAAGUCCCGCCACUUCCAGCAACUCUGUUCUGUCAAACUUCCUCUACGGCAUGCCCAUGUCUUCUAAGCCGCUCCCCGAUGGAAAGCUGGACUUUAAACCCAUGUCCCUUCUCAACCUGGGCAAGGACAGACCGGGGACCUGGGCCGCAGACAAGUCCACGCCUGUCAAAGACGCCGUGACCAGUGAUGACACGUCAAGACCACCUGGUGAGCAGGGACAGAGUCCCCCCGGCAUCCACAUCUCAAAGAGGCUGCUGUUUUCCAUCGUGCAUGAAAAGUCAGAAAAAUGGGACUCAUUCAUUCGGGAAACAGAAGACAUCAACACGUUACGAGAAUGUGUUCAAAUUUUGUUCAACAGCAGAUACGCCGAGGCGCUGGGUUUGGAUCACAUGGUGCCUGUACCCUACCGUAAAAUCGCCUGUGACCCCGGGGCUGUAGAAAUCAUUGGCAUCCCAGAUCAGAUCCCCUUCAAGAGGCCCUGCACUUAUGGAGUGCCCAAACUCAAACGGAUCCUGGACGAACGUCACGGAAUCCGCUUCAUAGUCAAACGAAUGUUUGAUGAAAGGAUAUUCACUGCUGCUGGUAAGAUUGGAAGGGAGGAUGGAAAACAUGACCUGAGCUCCACACCUGAAGAUGGCCUCCAUGACAGUCUAAGCAUCCCGCCAACCUCAGCUGAGCUGUUCAUCAAUCCUCACUGCAGCAGAUCAGCAAGCGCUUGUGUGAGUCCUUUAGCCGACUGUGAAGCAGGUCCUUCCGGGGACUGCGCUCCCGUGAAAAGAAUUAAAGCAGAACCUCCAGAUGGGGAAAUCAUUCAAGUGACGGUGCCGGAUGCCACGUCAAGUGGGGAGGAGCCCGGCGAGUCAGCGGCUGAGCCCGUUGUGACUACAGCGUGUCCACCUACGGCGUCGCCCGCCACUCCUUCUGCUCCGGCUGCACCGCCCGCUCCUCCAGCUUCCACCGCUCCUCAUCACCCGAUGGACAACCACACAGCUGAAGCUCUUCCUCCCAGUGCAGCUGUCCACAGCGUCAGAUCUUCUGAAGCAGGGAGCCUCGUGGAGGACAUUGGUGAAAUGAUUCUUCAGCUGAGGCGGCAAGUGGAAAGUCUCUUCAGCAUCAAGUACGCUGAAGCUCUGGGCCUCCCUGAACCAGCCACAGUUCCCUACUCCAGGUUCCAGAUGUACCCAGAGGAUCUGUACGUCACCGGACUACCAGAGGGAAUCUCCCUCAGGAGGCCGAACUGUUUUGGAGGCGCCAAACUGCGCAAGAUUCUGUCUGCCAGCAGUCAGAUUCAAUUUGUCAUCAAGAGACCCGAGCUGUUAACGGAACAAGUUAAACAGGAGCCGCCUUCCGUGCCUGCUGGGGACUCAGAGCUGGACACCAAGGACACAGCAACAGCACCGGAGGAUCCUGCAGCUGUAUCCAAAAGACCUGGAUUCUCAGAGGGCUUGGAGUCCAAGCUGUCCAGGAUUGACCUGGCCAACACACUGCGGGAGCAGGUCCAAGACCUGUUCAACCGCAAGUAUGGCGAGGCAUUGGGCAUCAAGUACCCGGUCCAAGUGCCUUAUAAGAGGAUCAAGAACAAUCCAGACUCGGUCAUUAUUGAGGGCCUCCCCCCCGGCAUCCCCUUCAGGAAACCCUGCACCUUUGGAUCCCAAAACCUGGAGAGGAUCCUCGCAGUCGCUGACAAAAUCAGCUUCACAAUCACCAGACCUUUUCAAGGACUCAUUCCUAAACCAGCACCUCGACGUGUCACUUUGCUAAAGAAGGCCUACGCAACGAUAAGUGAUGACGACGACAUUAGUCGCGUUGGGGAGAAAGUCAUCCUCCGAGAACAAGUCAAGGAACUGUUCAACAAGAAAUAUGGUGAGGCUCUAGGAUUGGACCGCUCAGUCCUGGUCCCAUACAAACUAAUCCGCAGCAGUCCAGAGUCAGUAGAAGUUAGCGGCCUUCCAGACGACGUUUCCUUCCGAAACCCCAACAGCUAUGACCCGGCAUGUCUGGAGAAAAUCCUUCAAGCCGCCGACAAAAUAGCCAUCAGCAUCAAGAGCCAGCUCCAACCAUUUGCAGAAAUCUGUAGUCAAGCCUGUAACACAGCAGGAAUGGACACUUUGACCAAUCGGCGGAAACGUAAAAGAGUUCAGGAAAGCAGUCGACUCCCGAUUUCAUCUGACCUCGGAGUAUCAGCUAAUCAGAUUCCAGUCAUGCAGUGGCCCAUGUACAUGGUGGACUACAGCAGCGUCAACUUCCAGGUCCCCGGCAAAGUCAAUUACUGACAGACAAAAUGUUUGUCAAACUGACACUAAACGUCUUGACGAUGGAGCAAACAGCAGAUCGUACGCCAUCAAAACAGCGCGGGUGGGGGCGGGGGCCUGGCCUGUUUUCAUAAAGCUGUGUGCGCUCCUGCUUUCUGUCCACUCGCUGGCAUCAUGACCGAGUCUCUAAUGGCGGUCUGGUUGAAUAUUCAGAUCUUUGUACCUUUUAUUUAUUUAACUCUAACAUUAUGUGCAGGGAUGUAAAAUAGAUCGCAUCAACACGAACACACCAGUCACCAAACACGUAUCCACAGAAACUGCAUCAUCAGCAAUGAAGUGUCUUAAUUGCAGGGACGAGACCUUCAGGAGACUUUUUUUUUUUUUUUUUUACAUAUUUACAGUGUAGAAAACGUUAAACGUCAGCCUGAAUGUAUUGUGUAAAGAGCGGUAUUCUGCGAAGACUAUGGACUAACCGUAUUUAAUAUGCUGUACCUUAACGCCAUCUACGCCUUUCAAAUAAAAUGUGUUGCCUUGCA
This is a messenger RNA of Thalassophryne amazonica, 3926 nucleotides long. It is a transcript of the gene gtf2ird1, whose product is annotated as GTF2I repeat domain containing 1. Gene Ontology annotation, molecular function: DNA-binding transcription factor activity. NCBI's taxonomy places the organism in Eukaryota, Metazoa, Chordata, Actinopteri, Batrachoidiformes, Batrachoididae. The record is from RefSeq and is a predicted model, not a curated record. The transcript has 27 exons. Bases 385 to 3411 code for a protein of 1008 amino acids. Gene Ontology annotation, cellular component: nucleus.